AUGAAUCUGAACAGGAUAUCAGCUCUGGAAUUGUCUGUCCGUGCUUAUGCAGAGAAGAGGGAUGGAAUUGUUGUGUACCCAACCAUUGCGACAAGUUUUGACUCGUUGGAUGAAGCUUAUGAAUUCUAUAAUCUGUAUUCGUGGGAGUGUGGGUUUGGUGUUAGACUUGCAAAGAGCAGAUUGAAUGUUGAAAGGAAGAGAUGCAUGCAAGAGAUUGUGUGCGCUUGUGCGGGGAAACCCUUGAGGGAAAACAGCCGCUCGACCAGGUGCGGAUGCAAUGCCAUGAUUAGGCUGCUGCGGUCGAAUGACAAGGGCUGGUAUAUAGCAGAACACAAGGAUGAUCAUAACCACCUGUUGUCGUUGACCUGUGGCCAGAAAAUGCAUUGGAAGUCGCAUAAGCAUAUAGACAGAUACACAAAAGAUCUAGUGAAACAGCUGAGAGACAACAAUGUGGGGCUGGGGAAAGUGUUCAGCAUUGUUGGAAGUUUUUUCGGGACAGUGGAUAAAGUGUCAUUUACCAAGAGGUCUUUGAAGACUCUGUGCCGAAAGUUGAAUAGAGAACAGUCUGACAUGGAUGCAGUCAAGACGAUGGCGAUUCUAGCUGAAAUGAAAGCUAACGAUCUUGACUUCAAUUACACGGUGCAAGUGGAUGGGGAGAACAGGGUAAAGACACUAAUGUGGGUAACAAGCAGAGGUUUUGACCAGUACAGGUGUUUCGGAGAUGCAAUCACAUUUGAUACAACUUACCGUACUAAUCUUUAUGACAUGCCGUUUGGGUUGUUUGUUGGUGUAAACAACCACUUCCAAAGCAUAAUUUUUGGUGGUGCCAUGAUGAGGGAUGAGAAGGAGGACACGUUCAAGUGGAUUUUUAAAGAGUUCAUCCGUAUGGUGGGCGGGAAACACCCACAGACAAUCCUAACUGAUCAAGCACGUGCGAUGGAGCUGGCUAUUGAGGCUGAACUACCAAACACAGUACACCGUUGGUGCAAGUGGCAUGUUCUGAAGAAAGCAAAGGAGUCGAUGGGUGUGCUGUGGAGCAAGAACAGUGACUUUAAGAUGGAGUUCCACAAGCUAGUCCAUCACAUGAUCACAGAGGAAGAAUUUGAAGCUGGUUGGCAGCAGAUGCUGGAAAGGUACUCCCUGAAGAAGCAUCCAUUCUUGACGCAGAUAUAUGAGGUGCGCCAUAAGUGGGCAAAGCCAUAUUUUAGAGGAGUGCUUUGUGCGAAAAUGACUAGCACACAGCGGAGCGAGAGUGCAAAUCACAUGUUGAAAGGUUACGUGCCGCCAGGGUGUCCUAUGCACCUGUUUUUGAAACAAUUUGAGAAACUCCAAUUUGACAGGGAGUCGGAGCAGAGCUUCCAAGAGAAGAGAGCAUUGCUGAGUGGUGUGUCGCUUAGAAAUAACCUGCCAUUAGAAAGGCAUGCUAGCAAGGUGUACACGAGAGCUAUGUUUGAGAAGUUCGGUGAAGAGCUGUAUAAGUGUGGUGCACAUGUAUUGGAUGAGAUUGUACCAAGGAAGGUUUACAGAUCAACACAUGUAGAUGCUGCAGCAAGAGAGAAAUGGAGUAAGGUUGAGUUCACAAUCGAAGUGGAUGAUGAAGAGAGUUUUUUCAGUUGUGAGUGCGGCAUGUUUGAACACGCUGGGUUGGUUUGUUGCCAUGCAUUGCAGGUUAUGGUCCACUUCCGCCUGUCGAAGAUACCAGAGAAGCAUAUAAUGAAACGCUGGACAAGAGAUGCAAAUGAUGUUCUCCCUGCACAUUUGGUCCGAUACCAGAAAGACAGAGGGCCUCCUUCCAGCGAUACAUUCAGACAUCACACAAUGUACACGAAGGCACUAGAGUGUGUGCUGCUUGGCGAUAGCAAUGUUAAGUGCUAUGAUGUUUUUAUGACCAUGAUGAAGGAGGUCCAAGCCACUCUGUUACCAUUAAGCGCCGAAAAGGACGGGAUGGGGCUAGCAGAAAGGGAGCAACAAAAUCAGGGAUGA
Aegilops tauschii subsp. strangulata is the source of this 1983-nucleotide messenger RNA. The record is from RefSeq and is a predicted model, not a curated record. NCBI's taxonomy places the organism in Eukaryota, Viridiplantae, Streptophyta, Magnoliopsida, Poales, Poaceae.